Suillus bovinus is the source of this 1019-nucleotide messenger RNA. RefSeq lists its product as uncharacterized. Lineage: Eukaryota; Fungi; Basidiomycota; Agaricomycetes; Boletales; Suillaceae. The record is from RefSeq and is a predicted model, not a curated record. Bases 323 to 931 code for a protein of 202 amino acids. The transcript has 2 exons.
AAAUUCUGUUCAACUCGAAACUUAGAACUGAAUUCGAAGGGUUCUUGUCACAAUCUAGGAUCAUUUGAGGGUCCAAGUUUACCGCUCAUGUACGGCUUCGAAUUGCCUGCAGGUGUCGAUUUUGGGUAUACCAUUUACGCCUCGACCUGUUUGGAAAUCCGGACAGAGCGCUGGCUCGACAAUAUGAUAACGACAACCUCGUUGCAGAGUUGCUUCAAGAAGUUGAGGCACUCCUUUGCACCAUUGACAUAGCUUAAGUCCAAGUUCCCCAGCUGCUUUUCAUACAACCACUUCAUCACAAGUUCAUCUCGUUCAACAGAACAUGCUGGACUUACUCUCCAAAGAUCGAAUAGUCAACAAGGCAGGCCUCAGAGCCGCCUUGCAUCACUUGGACGCAAUUUCAAGUUCAGGAGCAACCGCAUUACAAGCUACGGUUGAACAUAUGUCGUCAUCACCUCAUAUCUUUGCAUACAUAAUUUCUGUUUGGGAUCGCCGCGAGGCAAUGAUCUCACAGAUCAUGACAGACUUUCCAAUGAAAUCUCAAGAAUAUCCAGCAUCCAUUGCGAGAAAGAUGCUAGACAAUCUGUCUAUGUACUUUUUAGCUUUGCAAGCCGAGUCUCUAGCAACGGAUGUCUCAAGGGACAUCGGUCGCCACAGAGCCUUCAUCGAGGGCGCUUUACCUGUACUUUGCGCACUGGACACUAUGAAAUUUGCUGGUGCAGGGUUUGAUGAUAGAUUUGUCAAGAAGAAAGUGCCUCAGAAAAUGCGCAAGAGUAAUCGCCUGAAAACUCAUACGGCUAUCGACACGUCGCUCUUCGUGAGGCUUGGUAUGGCUGUGCCUCUCACGAGCGAGGCUGCUGCGUCAUUGUCUACUCACAUUCUUGCGGAGCUGAAAAAUGCUCUCUCUGUGCGUAUAUUCGCUACUUUUUGACGUUUCCCCUGACAGCUCCCCGUAAGUUCUACUUCUCGCUUCUGCGGAGGACGGAAUUGGCAGGCGACAUCAAAGCCUUACUCUUCCC